AUGGCGGGAGAUAAUGAUGAUUGCUCAGUAAAGGAAGUUUGUACUGUUCGCUCAAUCUUAGGGAAAAGAACUAAUUACAAAAACGAAGUGCAAUAUUUGGUUUAAUGGGAUUAGUAUCCCACUGAAAGCACUUGGGAACUUUCAGAGAGCCUGAUAAAGGCAUAGGACUACAUAAAAGAAUAUGAGGAGAAACAUUAAAAACCACAGUGUCAAGCUCCACUAGUGAUCAUGAAUAAUCAAUUAAAAAAGAGAAACUAAAAGUUGAAUGAUAAGAAAAAGCAGGAUUAAGGUGCAUUUGCAAAAGGUCAUUAGCUUUAUAGAGUCAUAGGCAUGACAAAGAGUAAAAAUUCAGGCUAACUAAUGUGCAAAGUUCAGUGGCAGUGCCUUAAUAAUGGAGAUUAACCAUAAGACUCUUAUGUCCCACUAGAUAUAUUGAAGUAGAAGGAACCUUCUAUAUUGCUGUAGUAUUACGAGGAGAUGGUUGAUCUACUAGGAAAUUUUCCUGAGAGAUAUCCCUUAUAUCCAGAGAACCAUGGAUUUGUGGUUGAUAAAAAGAAGAAAUGA
Molecule: messenger RNA, 564 nt
Organism: Stylonychia lemnae
Lineage: Eukaryota; Ciliophora; Spirotrichea; Sporadotrichida; Oxytrichidae
Source: the annotation of a GenBank genome assembly